Molecule: messenger RNA, 1815 nt
Organism: Diceros bicornis minor
Lineage: Eukaryota; Metazoa; Chordata; Mammalia; Perissodactyla; Rhinocerotidae
Gene: DYDC2
Product: DPY30 domain containing 2
Cellular component (GO): Set1C/COMPASS complex
Source: RefSeq, a predicted model, not a curated record
UGUUUUCUCCUUACUCAAGGGUAGGAAUGUGUGGGUCAGUGGAGGCCUCAGCCACCCUUAACCACCAAUAUAUCGAGCUGCUCUCAGGCCUGAUGACCCCUAGGAUCUAUGGUCUCAGCUGGGACAGCUGGAGAGUUUCAGAAAACAGUCCGUUUAAAUGCCUACAAGGAUGGAAACUGAUUACCUGAGGAGGUGCUUUGGAAACUGCCUGGCCCAGGCACUCGCCGAGGUGGCAAAGGUUCGGCCCAGCGACCCCAUAGAGUACCUGGCUCACCGGCUUUAUCAUUACAGGAAAACCGCUAAAGCAAAAGAAGAGGAGAGGCAAGAGAAGAUCCAGGUGAAGGGACAAGAUGAUAAUCACCCCAAAGAAAGAGAAGUAACAGAAAUGCUAAAGCAAGAAGAGUGUCAGAUUCCACAGAGGUGUGAAAAGUAUCCCGAGUCACUGAUUUCUGUAGCUCGUUCCACAGAGAAGACCAUAGUCAUGCAGGAGAAUGCAAAACCCCUUGAGAAAGAGGCCUUGAAGCAGGAAUCCCUGCCAGGUACUUCCAAUAUGAUUCCAGGAAUGUCUCAACAGAUUUCUUCAGAGCCAUCUGGCUAGACUGACUGGAACGUCACAACUCCACAGGAAAUAAAUUACUAGGCUUUUCAGGGUGAAAUUGCCCAAAUGCAUUCUGGCUCCAAGUCUCCUUCUUAGGUUAUCAAAAGAUGGAUGAUUCUGGAGUUGGCCCGGUGGCAUAGCGGUUAAGUGCACGCGUUCCACUUCUGGCUGCCAGGGGUUCGCAGGUUUGGAUUCCGGACAUGAAGUGACGCACCACUUGUCAAGCGGUGAUAUAGCGGUGUCCCAUAUAAAGUAGAGGAAGAUGGGCAUGGAUGUUAGCCCAGGGCCAGUCUUCCUCAGCAAAAAGAGGAGGAUUGGCAACAGAUGUUAGCUCAGGGCUAAUCUUCCUCACAAAAAAUAUAUAUGUAUAUGGAUGAUUUUACUGAUGCUUCUGUCAAAGCUGCAAACUAAGAAAUGGCCAGCUAGAAGAGUUCCUACGUGAAGGUGAUAACUAUGCAGAUUAAAGCUAGGUUUGAGUGGCUGUGGAAGGAGGUGUCUGCAGUGACUCUCCAGCCCAAGUUCUGUGCUGAUAGGCUUGAAAACCCUGAAUCGUGUAAGAUUUGAACUAGUUAUAGGAUAAAAUAAACUAAUAAUAAGGAUUUAAAAUAAGUAACCAAAUGGAUGAGACUUUUUCCUCGUUUUGUCAUUUUUUUGGAGACCAGACCCAGACCGUGAAAAUACAUCCAUCUCACGUGUUCAUGUCUUAACUUCAACUGCACUUUGCAGUCAGACCCCCUCAGAGUGUUCACACAUGUUUUGGAGUGUACCUGUGUCACUGAAAACAUCUAUUUUGAAACAGCUCCAGUGACAGUAAAACUCAAAAGUUUGAAAAAGAUUUUUUUCAAUUAUUUCCUAUCUGUAUUCAUUCAAAUAUCAUCUAUAUGCUGAUGGCUUCAGAUUUAUAUCUUGAUAAUCAAGAUUCCUUUGAGUGGGAGAGUGGCAAAAUGGGUGAAGGAGGUCAAAAGGUACAAACUUCCAGUUAUAAAAUAAAUAAAUCACUAUAGUUAAUGAUACUGUGUUGCAUAUUUGAAAGUUGCUUGGAGUAAAUCUUAAAAGUUGUCAUCAUAAGAAGAAAACAUUCUGUAACUACGGUGACAGAUGUUAACUAGACUUAUUGUGGUCACCAUUUUGCAGUAAAUAUAAAUAUCAAAGCAUUAUGUUGUACACCUGAAACUAAUAUGAUGUAUGUCAAUUAUACCUCAAUUAAAAAAAAGAUU